Dromiciops gliroides (monito del monte) is the source of this 1506-nucleotide messenger RNA. RefSeq names its product leucine rich repeat containing 34 (gene LRRC34). The record is from RefSeq and is a predicted model, not a curated record. NCBI's taxonomy places the organism in Eukaryota, Metazoa, Chordata, Mammalia, Microbiotheria, Microbiotheriidae. Gene Ontology annotation, molecular function: protein binding. Bases 1 to 1353 code for a protein of 450 amino acids. The transcript is spliced from 12 exons.
AUGGUGCCCGGCGAUGCCCUCCAGCCAUGGCAGACCGAGAAAAUAAUGGAGAACUUCAACUCCUUCAGCCCUUUGCCAGUAGCGGUUUCAGAAACAUUUGAUGCUCUCCCACAAAAUUAUUUGGACAUGUGUAAUCAGUUCAGUCGGAAUCACAAUCCUUUUCUAUAUCAAACACUUAAGCUCCUAGAAAAAGAAUACAGAAAAACUAAAAAAGGAUUUGAAGAUGAAAUAACAAUAAAAAUAGCUGGUAAUAACCGCUUGAUACCAGUGCAGAGACUCGUAGAUGACGAUUUUGAAGUUCUUGUCUAUGUCUUAAAACCACAUAAAAAUGUUACAGGUUUGGAUGUUAGAUAUAACCUCCUGACUGAUGAUGGAGCAAAGCAUGUUGCAAAACUACUUGAGGAAAUCCAGAGCAUCACUUACCUAAAUCUGAUGUUUAAUGACAUUAAGACUGACGGGGGAGAGGUGAUAGCCAAAGCACUCCAUAGAAAUCAAACUCUCAAACACCUAAGAUUGACUGGGAACAAGAUUGAAAAUAAAGGUGGAAUGUUUUUUGCCACAAUGCUUCAAAUUAAUUCAUCGUUAGAAAAGUUAGAUUUGGGAGACUGUGAUCUGGGGAUGCAGAGUUUGAUAGCAAUAGCAACUGUACUAACUAAAAACAAAUCAAUCAAAGGAAUCAACUUAAACCGCCCUCUACUGAAGAGUGAAGAGGAAGAGUCAACUGUACAUAUGAGCCACAUGUUGCAAGUUAACUCAAGUCUUAUUGAACUACACAUGUGUAAGCAUGAUAUUAAAAAUUUUGGUAUGCAGCAGUUGUGUGAAGCCCUUUAUCUAAACACUGGUCUACGUUACCUGGAUGUCAGCUGCAACAGAAUAACUCGUGAUGCUAUGAAAUACAUGGGAGAGCUAUUAAAAAGGAAUAAUGUAUUAGAAGUAAUAGAUCUUUCUUCAAACAGAAUUGAAGAUGAGGGCUCCAUGUAUGUGACCGAAGCCCUGGCUUUUUACAACACAAGUCUGAAAGCGUUAUCUAUAGUGAGCAAUAACAUAACUGGAAAGGGACUUACUGCUUUUUCAGAUUCAAUGAAAACAAAUACCACACUUACUAAUAUUUACAUCUGGGGAAACAAAUUUGAUAGUGAAACAUGUGUGGCAUUUGCAAACUUAAUAUCAUCAGGCCGUCUGAGACAAGAAAACACGGACGUGGAACCUUACAUGGUGGAUGACUCUGUGUACCUUGCCGAACUCUCUCAUGGCAUUAAAAAACAUUAUUAUUGGACACCCAGUUAUGGAGAGGUCGACGGUGCUUCAGCCAAUGCGGGUCUUGCUAUUGCACCAUCAGCCAAAAAUCUAUGAAAACAAGUUUCUAAGUCUUCUCCAAGUCUUCUGUUCACACAAUUCAGCUUCGUUAAGAAAUGCCCGACCUUCAAGGCUCCUUGACUCCUUUGGUCUUCAGCCUCCCUGAAGCUUCUCUUUUCUUGAGAACACCAGAAUCUGAGGAAAGUGUGG